Messenger RNA from Triticum turgidum subsp. durum (durum wheat), 1032 nucleotides. Lineage: Eukaryota; Viridiplantae; Streptophyta; Magnoliopsida; Poales; Poaceae. The record is from the annotation of a GenBank genome assembly.
AUGGACCCGCGCCGCGACGGAGGCGGAGGCGGAGGCGGCGCAUCCGGCGAUGGCGACGGCAACAACCAAAUUCUGUGGGAUUGGCAAGAGAAGGAGCAUGGCGAACCUAGUGAUGGAAAUCAUGAUGUUGCUAAGUUCGUGUGGGAUUGCCUCAACCGAGAUGAUGAUGAUGAUAAGCUACUUGGAUUACUGGGAAAUCAAACUCCUCUGCGAGACUGCCGGGCCUUCUUUGAUAUUGGGGGUAGGAAACUUCUUUUUUCAGAGAAUUAUCGGCACUAUAUUCCUCUUGAAGUUUUGCUUAAAGGAAUAAGGUUACUUGUGCCAGAUAUCACUUGCAAGGAGACACUAGACCUGGAGGAGUCUCGGGAAUCAAAGCGGCGACGCGUGUUGGAGUACCCUUCUGAGGUUAAUCAGCCAGAAGUUGGUGAUCAUGAAAUGUGUUCUAAUUUUGUGACAUCUGAGGUAGCAGAGACUUCAUUGCUUUGCACUGAUGAACCACAGAGUUUAAACUGGAAUAUGCAGCUCAAUUCAGAUGAUUUAGAUAAGUUCAGUUCCUUGUCUAAUGGAGCAUCCUACGAGCCAUCAGAUAAUCAAUUGGAUAAUUACUCUGAAGGAGCUACUAUCUACUACACGCCUGAUCAAAUGCCUUCUAGCCAGGAGAGCGUUACAUACAUUGGUUGUCAAACCGAUGUGCCAGGAACAAGUGAGAUUGCUCCGGUGACAGAAAGUCUCAUAAUGCAUGAGACUAGGAAACUUUCUACGCUCAAAGUAUCUAAAGGAGGAAGCUCGAUGAUCAAGGCGAAGCAAAAUGUAACUACAUCUAUAGCAUACCCUUUUACCCUUAUCAAACCAUCUUGGGAAGAAGGAGAUGUCACUCUCAAGGAUAUAAAUCAGCGCAUCCAUGCUCCUCCAAAGAAGCCUCCAGAAAUCCUGGAAACUUCAGCUUUCUCUGGGAAGCCCGUCAUUGGCAAGACAAGAAUCAGAACAGAAGGUGGGAAAGGCAGCAUCACAAUACUAAGAACCAAGGGCUGA